Messenger RNA from Ilyonectria robusta, 1092 nucleotides. RefSeq names its product mitochondrial carrier domain-containing protein. NCBI's taxonomy places the organism in Eukaryota, Fungi, Ascomycota, Sordariomycetes, Hypocreales, Nectriaceae. The record is from RefSeq and is a predicted model, not a curated record. The transcript has 8 exons. Bases 1 to 1092 code for a protein of 363 amino acids.
AUGGCCUCCGACACAGAUCCAUUCAAUGCGUCAGAGCGCGGUGAACAAGAACCGCUGCUUGGCGCCUCUCAGCGUCCCCUGCUUGAGGACGAACGACCCGUUUCACCAAAGCCCCAGCACGAGGAAGCGACGAGAGACCAAUCUGCGUGGAAGAGAUCCGCGUGGAAAAUCGUGUGGGCUGUUUUGGCGAUUUUUGUACUGGCGAUUUUCAUCAAAGGGUGGAUUGAUGCGAAGGACACUGACUUUGAUCUGAAGGGUGCCCUAAAGAGAGCGCUCGGCGGAGGUCUCAGUGGAGCUGCAGCCAUGGUCUUGCAGGUUUUACUCCUGAUGCCUCUUCGAACUAUUAUGAAUUACCAAUAUCGCCAUGGCUCCUCAUUCCGCCCCGCAACAAAAGAUCUGUAUGAGGAACAAGGUGUAAGGCGUUUCUAUCAAGGCAUCGGGGCCGCUCUUGUCCAAGGCCCUGUUUCCAGGUUUGGUGAUACUGCAGCCAACGCUGGCAUCUUGGCCUUGCUCGAAUCAAAUCCCUAUCUCAACAAAAUGCCAUCACUGAUCAAAACCAUAUUCGCUUCUCUCUGUGCUGCAUGCUUUCGGAUGAUUCUCACACCCAUUGACACGCUCAAGACGACUCUUCAGGCGCAGGGGGCCAGCGGAACAGCCAUAUUACGCCGCCGUAUAAAGACUUACGGGCUCGGAAGUUUAUGGUGGGGAGCUCUCGCAACGGCUGCCGCCACCUUCGUUGGACACUAUCCUUGGUUUGCUACUUACAACCUCUUGACCGAUAUAAUUGCCGAGCCACCGAAACACCCACUUGCCUGGUGGCUAUUGCGCUUGGCCUUCAUCGGAUUCUGUGCGUCAAUCGUCUCAGACUCUGUCUCAAACUCGCUGAGAGUGGUUAAGACGUACCGUCAGGUCAAUGAGACGAAAGUUUCGUACUCGGAAGCAGCGCGGUCGAUCGUUCGUCAAGACGGAAUUGUCGGUCUCUUCGGCCGGGGGCUCAAGACACGUAUUUUGGCCAACGGCAUGCAAGGCUUAAUGUUCUCCAUAUUAUGGAAGCUCUUUUUAGACCUGUGGGAGAAGAAAACUAAAUCCUGA